AUGUCCAAUGGUUCUGGUAGCCUCGACGAAGGCUCCGAUGCCCCCCAGGUGUUGGUUCCGAGUCCUGAUCGCGACAACCACAAGAUUCCGGUUCAUUACUCGGAGGAGAAGCAAGUGUCAGAUUGGGACGCCGAGGCAUUUUCUCGCAACCAGCUAUAUGGGCCGUCGCAUUACAAUCCAGACUACCACAACCGAGCAGAACAACAGGCCGCAUUACAAACACCGACGGGUGACAGGAGGGUAUGUGGGCUCCGGCCUGUAUGGUUCUGGACUGUCGCUGUCUUGGUUGUGCUGCUAUUGAUCGGCGCCGCUGCCGGGGGCGUCGCGGGUGGAAUGAUACGUCGCCAGAGGCAGACAGCCUCGCCGGCUUCGGAAUCAUCGUCGUCGCCCCCGGCAGAGCUAUUAGAGCCCCAGCUGAGCGCGGUCAACUGGACAGACAGCACCGGGGCACAGCGCAAGGCGGUCUUCUACCGGCGCAACGGCACCCUGCAUGUGAGCCACAACGGCGGCAGCGAUGGCACGACGGCGUGGGCGGAGCUGGACAUCGACGGUCAGUUCCCCGCGGGUGAAGUUGCGGCCAUGAAUGCAACACCGCUGGCAGCCAGCGUCCUAGGCGGUGGGAACGCCGACGCCGAUGUAUCGUUCAGCCUCGCACUAUAUUUCCUCGACGCCAGCAACCACAUCCGCGACCUAGUGAGCACCAUGGACGACCUAUCAAGGUGGAACAAGGGCCCGCUGUGGAACGUCUCAGUAACAGCGGGCGCCAUGUCCGGUCUGGCGGCAGCAGCGCAUGUGUGCAACGACGGGUGCCUCGGCGACCGUAUCGUUGUCUUCCAGGCGAGCGGCGGCGACCUAUACUCGGUCCACGGCCCAGACUGGUCUGAUGCCCCGACGCGCAUUGUGGGCGCCAACAUCGGCACGCCUCUCGCCCUGACGACCGCCCCAUACGUCAACACCACUAGUGGCGCCGUCGACUGGACGGCUGAGCAGACGCAGCUGCGGCUGUACUACCACCGCGAUACCAACAUUGACGAGUUCUUUUUCAACGACGAGACGCCGCUGGUGUGGAAUGCAGCGUUCGUGGGCGUGGCAACAGGCCUCGAGGCAUCAGGAGCACCGCCCGGACUGACGGCAGCGCCCUCGGGGCCCAACAGCGUCGUGCAGGUGACGGCGCUGAAGGGAUCCGGCAGCGCAGUGGUGAGCUACGUGCGGGGCAAGACGGGCCGCUUUGAGGACAACAGCUGCGACCUCCCGGCGCGGUUCGCCAACGGCGAGAGUGUCAACACCGGGGCGCCGAGCCCCGGGGCGGCGGCGGUCGCGUUGAGCCAUAACUUCGCCCUGUACGUGCUCACCAGCGACGGGACGCGGAUACUUGAGUGUGAGUCUUACCUUCACCUGUCCCGGCUCUCUCGCUUUGGUAUCGCCGGAGGGAUCGACCACCCCAACCUCUCGAAAAAGGCAAUUAACAUGGCCGCAGAUGGUUGGUCCAAUGCCGGCCCGGACUCGUUCCGUUUUCAAGGCACGGUCGUAUAG
Molecule: messenger RNA, 1533 nt
Organism: Diaporthe citri
Lineage: Eukaryota; Fungi; Ascomycota; Sordariomycetes; Diaporthales; Diaporthaceae
Exons: 2
Coding region: 1-1533 (510 amino acids)
Source: RefSeq, a predicted model, not a curated record